CUCGCUGUGUCAACCCUCUCUCACCACCGCACGCGAUUCUGCUCUGAUUCCCCAAUCACCUCACGAAGACGCCAUUGCUCCCCCUACUUUAUAACCAAUUGCUCGCCGCAGCUCCGAAUCUCCACGCACACACAAUGUCUCCCACACUCGUCAACGGCGCAUCAAGAACUUCUCACCAGGAAGAAAAGAACUUGCCAGGCGGAUGGGUCGUCCUCAAGUUCGGCGGUACCAGUGUUGGCAAGUUUGCCGUCAACAUCGCCGAGAUUGUGAAGGCAGGUCUUGAUGGCAACCGCGUAGCCAUCGUGUGCUCUGCGCGCAGCACCUCGGUCAAACUCGAGGGCACCACCAACAGGCUGCUCCGCUGCGCCCGCGAGGCCGAAAUCCCUGGCGGCAAAGGCUUCUACGAUAUCGUCGAGGCCAUUCGCGCCGACCAUGUCCAGGCCGCCGUCGACACGAUCCAAAACCAGGACGUCCUUGCGCAAUACACGGAAGAUGUCAACGCCGAAUGCCACACGCUCGUCAAGAUCCUCGAGUCCGCGCAACACCUGGAGGAGGUCAGCAUUCGGGUCGAGGACAAGAUCAUCAGCAAGGGUGAAAAGCUGAGCUGCCGGUACAUGGCUGCAUUGCUAGAGGAGCAUGGCGUGCCGGCGCAGUACGUGGAUUUGUCGGACGUCUGCAGGUUCGCCAGCGGAUACAAGACGUUGGAUGAGACGUUCUAUGCAAAACUUGCGCACGCGCUCGGCGAGGAGCUCAAGGCUUGCGGUGACAAGGUCCCCGUCAUCACCGGGUACUUCGGCAAUGUCCCCGGCGGCCUCCUCAAUGCCAUUGGCCGCGGCUACACUGAUCUCUGUGCUGCGCUGUGCGCGGUUGGUAUCGAGGCUGCGGAGCUUCAGAUUUGGAAAGAGGUCGACGGUAUUUUCACUGCCGACCCUCGCAAGGUGCCUACGGCCGCACUCUUGUCCUCUGUUACGCCUUCUGAGGCCGCGGAAUUGACCUUCUACGGCUCCGAAGUUAUUCAUCCUUUCACCAUGGAGCAGGUUAUUCGCGCACGUAUCCCUAUUCGCAUCAAGAACGUCAUGAACCCGCGGAACGCUGGAACCAUCAUUUUCCCCGACACCGUCGAGGAGAUCAAGAACCCGCUGCACGACCCUAAGUUGUUCCGCACCCGCUCAUCCAGCAAUGUUGCGGCGCUCAAUGGGGUCAGUGGACCCAAGCGGCCUACGGCUGUCACCAUCAAGCGCGGCAUUGUGGUCCUGAACAUCCACUCUAACAAGCGUACUCGCGCUCCGGGUUUCCUGCGGAACAUUUUCUCCAUUCUGGAUAAGUGGAAUAUGUCCGUGGACCUGAUCUCGUCUUCGGAAGUCCACGUGUCGUUGGUUUUGCACUCCGAGUCGAAUAUGCUGAGCUACGACGGCCGUGAAGAGUACACUAUCAUCGACGAGGAUCUCAAGGGCUGCGUCAUUGGCCUCAGUGAGGUCGGCACCAUUGAUCUGGUGCCCAACAUGGCCAUUGUCAGCUUGGUCGGCAAGCAGCUCAAGAACAUGCUUGGCAUCAGUGGCCGCUUCUUUAGCGUUCUGGGUGAGAACAACAUUAAUAUUGAGAUGAUCUCGCAAGGUGCCAGCGAAAUCAACAUCUCCUGCGUCAUUAACGAGCGCGACGCCGACCGUGCUCUGAACGUUGUGCACACCAACCUUUUUACAUUCUUGGAAUAGAAAGUUACGAAGCAUGACUCGGCAUUUGAUGAUCUGAUGAUCAUAAAAAAAGCAAUACCACGGAAGGCGAUAUAUCCAAAGAGAAAAGAUUCUCAGUUCUAUUUUCUUCGGGUUUAGGGAGCGAGAAAAAGUCAUCAUCACAUGCAUUACCUCGGUUCUAUCGCAUUUGUAAUUAUUUGCUUUUGCAUAGAGCCAUUUGACACGGCCAUAGGAGCUUUUCGGGGAUUCAUUAGCAGGUUGUUAAAGAGAGAGAUUUCGGAUCGAACGUUAUAGGGCCCGUCCCUUUUCAUAGAGUGGCAUGCAUAGAAUAUAUAUUUUUCUUUGGGAG
Messenger RNA from Aplosporella prunicola CBS 121167, 2040 nucleotides. RefSeq lists its product as uncharacterized. The record is from RefSeq and is a predicted model, not a curated record. The coding region runs from base 135 to 1712 and encodes 525 amino acids. Gene Ontology annotation, molecular function: aspartate kinase activity. Gene Ontology annotation, biological process: amino acid biosynthetic process. The transcript is spliced from 4 exons. Lineage: Eukaryota; Fungi; Ascomycota; Dothideomycetes; Botryosphaeriales; Aplosporellaceae.